Hemibagrus wyckioides is the source of this 1811-nucleotide messenger RNA. RefSeq lists its product as uncharacterized. The record is from RefSeq and is a predicted model, not a curated record. Lineage: Eukaryota; Metazoa; Chordata; Actinopteri; Siluriformes; Bagridae. The coding region runs from base 47 to 832 and encodes 261 amino acids. The transcript is spliced from 5 exons.
UCAGGUGUCCUCAGUGAAAGUGACAUACAGCUGCUUGUACCCUGGAAUGAGAGUUAACUGUUCUGCUGAUGGAGACAACCUUCACUUCAGCUGGUCUUCUGAGUUUAACGCGCUCCCUCAACUGGAGAAUGGGACCAGCACUGUCAUACUGGAACAAGACCAUCAAGGAAAAGUUACCUGCCAUGUAGAAAAUCACGUCAGUCAUGACCACAAUACUGUUGAACUUCACCAAUGUCCUGCCAGGGUGUCCUCAGUGAAAUUGUCCUACAGCUGCUUGUUUCUUAAGGUCAGGAAAGUGUACUGUUCUGCUGAUGGAGACAACCUCCACUUCAGCUGGACUUCUGGAUCAAUCACUCGGUUGGAGGAAGACAACAGAACUCUCGUACUGGAUAAAAAGCAUAAUGAAAACGUCACCUGCCAUGUCGACAAUCAUAUCAGUCGUGACCACAAUUCCAUCGAACUCCUGAAAUGUACUGAUCUCAUUCUGCUUAUCCUGAGCUCGGUUUGUGGGAUUCUCACGGUACUAGUUGUCUUAGCGUUCUGCGUCUACAAGAAGAGACAAGGUCUAAGGAGAAAAGCCCCUUCUCAGGAUGACAAGGAGCUUGUGUACGCGGAGGUCUCCCAUACAGCCAUGAACAGGACAAAGACAAGACCCACCCCAGUGCAGUACGAGGGUGUGGAGUACGGCACAGUGGUCACUUCCAACCAGAAGAAGAAAGAGGACGAGGUGCAGUACGGAGAGCUGGUGUUUAACACUCCUGCACAAAAGAAGAGCAAAGUGUCCAAAGUACAGGAAGAGUGUGUGUACUCAGGGGUCCAGCACAGUCAGUGAGUGACACAAUCUCAGUCUGUUUCAGGAUGAAGCAUUAACAUAGAUUUUUUUUGUACAGAGCUUUGUUUCUCUGAUCAUCCUGGUAGAGGAAGUUGAUGACAUUCCACCCAUACAAACUAAACUCCACUUACAGUGAAACUAUUUCAGUUUCUGGUUAUGCAACUGCUGAUUUUUUCAAGCUGUAACUGUUUGUAACUGUUUAUAUGGAGUUUUACAUGUGCUCACUGCAUCCAUGUGGUUUCCUCUGACCUCCCAAAACAUGUCAGUUGGUGUAUUGACUAUGUUAAAUUUCCCUGUGUGUGUGUGUGUGUGUGUAUGAGAAAGAGAGAUGCAUUUCAGAUGACUGUUAUAGAUCUCAACAAAAUUUUUUAUUCUUGUUUAGAAAUAAAAGCUUAUAUAUAAGUUUUGCUGUUGUUUUUUCUUGUUUUCAUGCUGGUGUCAUCACCAUGGUCCUUAAUCAUAAGUAAGGCUUUUGGGACUUGAUUAAAAAAUUGUUUCAUGAUUGUAGAGAAAAUAAAAAGGAAGUAUCUUGUUGUAUUUUUAAGUGUUAACCCACAAAGCUGCAGCUUCCUAAGCAGAUCACACAUUGUUUGAGUUGCUCAAUUUUUUUUCAAACCAACAUUUCUGCUUCUCUAUUUAACAAAAGAGCUGCACAUAAGAAGUGUCCAUAUUUUUAUUUUUUAAAAAAGGUUAUGCAAUAAAUGAUGAUAAAUAUCUAAUAUUGUUCAGCUGUAAAUAGACUUUCAGUUUAUAUGAUGGCUAAAACUUUCAGUGGUGUUGAUUUAAAUGUCUGUGGCUUGUAUUUUGUCAGGAGUUUUAGGGACAGUUCCUUUCCAGACCUCUAGGGGUCUGCGUGGUGGUGCCACGCCCUUUCCUCAUGUGUUUUCUCGAUUUCUCACCUGUCAUUUGUUUUCCCUUGAUGUGCUGCUUUAUAUAUGGUUUUUAUGUUAUAGUCAUGUUUUGUUGAGGUUAUUUAAGU